UUUAGGAACUCUAGCGCUAACCACUGCAUAAACGAAUGCAUCCUAUUGUUCGUAUGAAUGUAUAUAUGAGAGGAAGAAAAAGAGGUUAUAUUAGAUUAUUAUAAAUUAAUCUUGAGAAUAUAUCCGCGAAAUGAUUUCUGCUUCCACUUUACAAAAAGUUAUAGUGACGUUUGUCGCUGGCAAAUUUCAUAAAUUUUGUUUUCGAACUAUAUAUAAAAGUUCCUAUUACAAUUCUAUAAAAAUUAAUGUGGUAAUGGAAAAUGAUAUGCCUAUUGAACUUGAAAAUCCCUAUAUAAAAGAAAAGCAACAAUGUAUUUUGUGUAAGUUGAACAUUGAACCAGAUUACAAGAAUAUAAGAUUACUUUCACAAUUUCAAAGUCGAUACACAGGCAGGAUAUAUGGAAGGCAUAUAACUGGGUUAUGCAAACACAAACAGAUGAGAUUGGAACAAGAAAUUGCAAAAGCUCAAAGUGCAGGUUUAUUGGGUUACUGGACCAAAGAACUGGAAUAUGUUAAAGAUCCAAAAUUAUUUGAUCCAAAUCAUCCAUUUAGACCACACAAGUACUAGAAUAGUAACAUCAUUGUUUAUAGAUCUAUGUGUAAGUGUGUAUAUGUACAUUUAUAUAUAAACACUUGAUAAACGAGAUGAUUAUAAUUUCAUUAGCAUUAAUAAACUGCUUUAUUCAACUAAAAAA
Molecule: messenger RNA, 695 nt
Organism: Solenopsis invicta (red fire ant)
Lineage: Eukaryota; Metazoa; Arthropoda; Insecta; Hymenoptera; Formicidae
Gene: mRpS18C
Product: 28S ribosomal protein S18c, mitochondrial
Exons: 3
Coding region: 131-568 (145 amino acids)
Biological process (GO): mitochondrial translation
Cellular component (GO): mitochondrial small ribosomal subunit; ribosome
Molecular function (GO): small ribosomal subunit rRNA binding; structural constituent of ribosome
Source: RefSeq, a predicted model, not a curated record